Molecule: messenger RNA, 1908 nt
Organism: Geodia barretti
Lineage: Eukaryota; Metazoa; Porifera; Demospongiae; Tetractinellida; Geodiidae
Source: the annotation of a GenBank genome assembly
AUGGGUCCAAACCCUGACGGGAACGACCUGUUUGUUGAAGAUGACGAAGAACUUGAAGAGGAACUCACCCCUGAAGAGGAGGCAAUGAGUUCCGGCUAUGCGUUGCAGCUAAUUCACCACAUUAUUGCCGAGACCCCGGUGGACGACCGGCGCCGUCGGUGGCUGUUGGAACUCCGGCGUUCUAUCCUCAACGACGAAGGUGAAUUUCAGGAGAGAAUCCGCUCGAUUCAGCAGGAGGCACUCCGUAUCCACGCCGAAAUGGAAGAGCAGAUUGAGAAGCUCACCGCACCCGCGAAUCGAAUCGGAACCCUGCUCGGAUUACCCAAAGAGGACAUCGCCCGCGUCAUCGUCGGUGGCUCCGAAUACUACGCGAACAUUGAUACCGAACUGAAAGCGUCCGACCUUAAAAAGGGGUUCAGUGUCCUAUUGAACGACGCUUUUGUCGUUGUUGGUGAACUCGGAUACAACGAUGCGGGUCCUAUUGCAAAGAUAGCCGAUGUUAUGCCGGAUGGACGGAUCCGUGUCGGUCAAGAACCGAACGCUCAAUCUGUCAUCCUUGAACGCUCCACAGACCUCAUAGAUACGAAGCUGAAACCCGGUGAUGAAGUUCGGAUCGACUCCAACUUCCGGGUCGCUGUUGAACAUAUCGCCGCGAAAGAGACGGACGCUUACGCGCUUGAGGCGGUGCCGAAUAUACCGUGGUCCAAGGUGGGCGGACUUAACGAUACCAUCCAACGCAUUAAGGACACCAUCGAACUCCCGAUUCUACAUCCCAAACUCUUUGAACGGUUCCAGUAUAGCGCGCCGAAAGGUUUUCUUCUCCACGGUCCGCCGGGAUGUGGGAAGACACUCAUUGGCAAGGCGACCGCUUACAACUUAACCCAACGCCUCCAAAAGGAAAGCGGUGAGGACGUUGAAGGGUGUUUCCUACACAUCAAGGGACCCGAGAUCCUCAACAUGUGGCUCGGUGAAUCCGAACGGAAGGUCCGAGAGAUUUUUCAGAUCGCCCGUGAGAAAAAGGAAGAUGGUAAACUGGCGUUUGUCUUUAUAGAUGAAGCGGAGUCGAUAUUAGGCACACGGCGUGCCCUCAGAUCCCAUAGCAUCUCGAACACACUUGUCCCGAUGUUUUGUGCAGAGAUGGAUGGCAUUGAAUCUCUACAGGAUGUCGUUAUUAUCUUGGCGACUAACCGUCCCGACCUGAUCGACCCUGCCGUUUUACGUCCAGGGCGUAUUGAUAGAAAAAUUAAAGUGACCCGUCCAAAUGCAGAGGCUGCGAAGGAUAUCUUCCGCAUCUACCUCACCCCUGAGUUGCCUAUUGCUUCACUCCUUGAUGCGGAGAACGAAGCGGCACCGAAAGAAGGUGAAACGCAACCCGAAGUUAUCCCGGCUGAGAAGGCUGUCGCAGAUCUUAUCGCACAGGCCGUUGAUGAGAUGUUCCGUGAAGACGAAGACAACCGAUUCCUCGAAGUUUCUCUCAGGAGUGGGAGGCGCGAUAUUCUCUAUAAGGGACAUCUGUGCAGCGGUGCUAUUAUUGAGUCGAUUGUGCAGCGGGCGAAGGAGUCCGCGCUCAAGCGUGCGAUUCAGAACCCAGAGAAGGAAAGUGGUAUCACACGCGCCGAUCUGUUAGACGCACUCGCCGCAGAGUAUCACGAAAGCGAAAUCUUCCCACCGACCGAGGCGGUUGAAGACUGGCUCAAGCUCCUUGAUUACGAUCCGGCGAAUGUUGUCAAAAUUACACCUAUCAAGACUGAGAAACAGGAACGACGCAGGGCCUCCGGAUCACGCGUCAUUUAGGAAUGGCUAUCGGCUAUCGGCUAUCGGAAACCGUCAGCAAAGAGAAGAGUGUUUCUGACACGCUUGCAUCUUUGCUGAUGGAAACUGACGGCUGAUGGAAACCGACGGCUUUAA